AUGAUUGGGCGUAAUUUAAAGCAACGAAGAAGUAUUCGACCCAGAAAACGAAUCAAAGCACCAAAAUAUGUGAAAGAUCAAGAGAAACGCGCACAAAAGAAUUGCGAUGUCUUGCACCGUCAGAUUCCAAAGGAUUGCUUUAUCGUGAUGGAUGACGAAAAGUAUUUUGAUUCAAGUGGGGUUGAUAUUCCUGAAAAUGCAUUUUUCUAUACGAAGGAUGCCUCCACUGCACCACCGAACAUGGAAUUACGAAAUGAACAAGAAUAA
Molecule: messenger RNA, 267 nt
Organism: Didymodactylos carnosus
Lineage: Eukaryota; Metazoa; Rotifera; Eurotatoria; Philodinida; Philodinidae
Source: the annotation of a GenBank genome assembly